Molecule: messenger RNA, 1050 nt
Organism: Blepharisma stoltei
Lineage: Eukaryota; Ciliophora; Heterotrichea; Heterotrichida; Blepharismidae
Source: the annotation of a GenBank genome assembly
AUGGAUCAAAAUAAGGCCAACUUAUUUAACUGUGCUAAAUCUAUUGAAGAUUACAUAUCCAAACUUAAGCCCACCCAAAGAUGAGGACUCGAUCAGCACUCGAUUGAUCAGUUAUUAAACCCUAAAGAGCUAGAAAAUAAGAGAUCAGUGCUCUUGAAAAGAGCAAUUGGCCCUACAAUAGAGCGAGAUUUCAGGACGACUUAUUUAUUUUACAAGAAUCAGAGUUCACGUUUUGACGAAGCGCUCAGCAAAGCUUAUAAUGAGUAUAUUACCACUUAUCAUCAUUUCUCAUCUCUUUAUUUUAUUUCAGAGGCAAAUAGUAAAAAUCAUUUAUAUGUUUAUAACACUGAAAGUGAAACAAAAGAAAAUAAAAUUUUAGAAAUUUCUGAAUCUUUAGAUUGCUUUUACGCAGCAAUUACUCAACUUCCAAAUGGUGAAUUAUUUGUUGUAGGUAAAAAUGGGUUUUCUGAAAGUACAUUUAUAAUUGACAGAAACUAUGAAUUUCGAAAAUUGCAAUAUGAAUCGUAUUAUUUUGGUUCAUCAGCUAUCUAUUUAAAUAGAAAUGUUUACUGCUUCGGAGAAAAAUGAAAUGAUAGUCAAUUAGCUCGAUCUCGUAGAUAUGAUUUUGAUAGAAAUUGUUGAUUUGACAUUGCUCCAAUGCCACAGGCUUACUAUAUGAGCCAUAGCGUGAUAUUUAAGGGGGAUAUUUUGAUUUCUGGAUUAGAGAAUAAGCAUCUAUUAUUAUACUCAAUCGAUAUUGACUCUUAUUCCACAAUCCCUUAUGAAUUUUCAAUAUGCAAAAGAAAAAUCUUGAUAAAUGUAGAAGAAAGGCUGUAUUUGUUUGAGUGUCGAAAUGGAUUUAUUUAUGAAAGCGAUGUUGGAAACGAAUAUGCUUGAAAAAAAAUUAAGGAAAAUAUAAUUAGUGAUAAUCCUUUUCAUGUGAAUUGCUCAUAUAAUAAAGGCGGCAUCUAUAUUGGGACUUUGCAAAAUGAUGAAGAGCCACACUACUACAGAUUUUCUUUGGGGUUAAAGCUGAUGACUAAACUAUAA